AUGUCGUAUCAGUACCCCUCGCCGACCACGCCACCACCGCCAUAUGAUACAGGCUAUCCCAUUCCUUCGCAGCCCGCUGGAAUGGGCAUGAGAUCACCGGGAGAACCAGUGAAAACCGAGGGCGACCCGGCCACCUUGCACUUCGACGGCAAGCGAGAAUCACCAGACCCGGGACUGGCAACAGCCGACCAAGCACAAGCGUCCGAUCCAGCGAACAUGGGCAUCGGUGCCGACAAGAAGAGAGGAAAGCUGAAUUACCACCGAGCAGGGACUGCAUGUACAAAUUGCCGGAAGCGUAAGAUCAGGUGCGUGCAGACGCGAGGCCCGAAGUGCGAGCAAUGCCAGCGACUUCACAAAGAAUGCGUCAUCACGGCCGUGGACCAGCAGCAGAGCUCCAUGGAUGCCAGGAACAAGCCAAUACCACGCCCAACCGCGGGUCACAGGCUUGCCUCAGCCGGUUCUUCCCCGAGCAUGCAUCACCAUGUGGCCAUGGCGAUGCCCCCAAUGCAGAAUAUGGGGCUGGCAGACCCACCAGAUCUCAAGAGUAAGCAUCCCUUUGCCCCGCGCUUAGAUGCUGUUGCUUGGGGCCAUUCGAUUCGGAGGAGGCUUGGUGAUAACAACAAGCUUGCAGUACCUCAUGGCGGACCCAUGAACCGCGCAUAUCCCGAUUACGGCAGUCCGGGGAUGACGGGCACGUGGCAGCCGUUCAGCCAGGCCCCGCCCGUAGUACCGACCUUUUCACCUUACCAGCGCGCCACCCCUCCUCCCGGGGCCUGGCCAGCUCCUCCAGUCGCGGGGGACGCGUCGACGAGAGACCAGAUGCAGUGGAAUUCAUACCCUGCCCCAAACCAGUCAUUCGCGGCCAUGUCGCAGAUGACGGCCGACGCUUACGGCCGAAAAACGCCCAACCCCAUGUCUCCAACAGAGAUGUAUCCUACCGUGCCGAACAUGGGAUCGCCCCAGGUGACCAGCUACGGCCCAUGGCAGCAGACGUACCCCCCGCCCACGAUGCCGAGACCAGGAGACGGCUUCGGGGGCUGGUAUGGGGAGGGCGAAGGUGCAGGCUCCCAGCCGCCACCUGGCAAUGCUUCGCACGACUGGAACUGGAACGUGCAUGGGAAACCGGAGCAGGGCGAGACGCGGAGUUAG
Molecule: messenger RNA, 1149 nt
Organism: Diaporthe citri
Lineage: Eukaryota; Fungi; Ascomycota; Sordariomycetes; Diaporthales; Diaporthaceae
Exons: 3
Coding region: 1-1149 (382 amino acids)
Biological process (GO): regulation of DNA-templated transcription
Molecular function (GO): DNA-binding transcription factor activity, RNA polymerase II-specific; zinc ion binding
Source: RefSeq, a predicted model, not a curated record